AUGCUCAGGAAAAAUGCCUGCAAAGUUUUCUGCAUUGGGCUGAUUCUGGUUAUAGCCUGCAAUCUCCUCCUAUUAUUUUAUACCAAAGCGACUUUACAAAGGUUGAUUCUGAGCAGUCUCCAAAAGGAGCUUCAUUUGCCACUGUCGGAAUGGAACGGGACAGUGAUAAAGAGACUCUCUCACUUGGAGUUGGAUUUGCAGCACCUGAAAGAAACUAUGAAAUUGUCUAUGAAGCAACAAAAAAAUGUGGACAACACACUGGAGAAGGUGGAAGCCAAAGUGAGUGAGAAGGAGAAGCACAAACCUAGAGAGAAACUCUUCCCAGACUCACCGCUUUUCAAGCAGUGGGGGGAGGAUCUUUCUGAGGCUGAGCAGAAAACGGCCCAGGACCUCUUCCAGAAGUUUGGUUACAAUGCUUAUCUCAGUAACCAGUUACCCCUCAAUCGUCCCAUCCCAGACACGCGAGAUUCCAGGUGCCUUCAGAAGACAUAUUCGUCACAGCUCCCAUCCCUCAGUGUCAUUCUCAUAUUCAUGAACGAGGCUCUGUCCAUUAUACAACGGGCCAUCGCCAGUGUCAUCAACCGGACCCCCUCGCGACUAUUGAAGGAGAUCAUCUUGGUGGAUGAUUUUAGCUCAAAUGGCCGGCUNGAACUGGAGAAGUAUGGAGUGGCAGUUGAUGGGUUUAACUGGCAAUUAUGGUGCCGCUAUGAUGCACUGCCAAAGGCCUGGCUUGAUCUGAAUGAUGUCACUGCUCCGGUGAAGAGUCCUUCCAUCAUGGGUAUCCUGGCUGCCAACAGGCUCUUCUUGGGAAAGAUCGGCUCUCUGGAUGGUGGGAUGCUGGUUUAUGGAGGAGAAAAUGUGGAACUUAGCCUGAGG
Hipposideros armiger (great roundleaf bat) is the source of this 876-nucleotide messenger RNA. RefSeq names its product polypeptide N-acetylgalactosaminyltransferase 8 (gene GALNT8). Gene Ontology annotation, biological process: protein O-linked glycosylation. Gene Ontology annotation, molecular function: polypeptide N-acetylgalactosaminyltransferase activity. Gene Ontology annotation, cellular component: Golgi apparatus. The record is from RefSeq and is a predicted model, not a curated record. Lineage: Eukaryota; Metazoa; Chordata; Mammalia; Chiroptera; Hipposideridae. The transcript has 5 exons. The annotation marks the transcript as partial.